GGGAGGGCAGAGGCUUUCACUGCGAGCGUGGCGGCGGCGCACACUUCGAAUAAGGGAUAAAGAAGCGGGCCCCUACGAACCCGGGGUCCCUGGGGCCCUGGUUGUUCCAUCCCGAAGGGUCGCCGGGUAAUGGCUGGAUUUGACAUUGAAAACAAUGCUGGCUCGCGGUUGGAGGCAACGGCGAGAGUAGAGGAGGCAGAAGCAACUUAGAGUUUCCGCUUCAACUGGGUAGCAAUGUCUGUCCUGUCCGCGGGCCCCAUGCGGCUGUACCCACUGGAGCCGCAGGUGUUGAUUUAAAGCUCAGCUCCAGCAGGCCUUCUGCUCGCACACUGCGGCGCCCUCACCCACGGCGAAUCCAGCUCCAGGUUUUGUGAUCCGCUUUGCAUGUAGAGGCCGCGCCCUGGACUGCCCGGGGUAGGACUGGAACCUAGGUGUCUGGGGCCCAGCGGGAGUCCCCGCCCUCCCUUCGGUCUCCCGGCCUCAGACCCGUCAGGGACCACUCUGGUGUGGGCCGGCAGCGGUUCCGGGAUGACCCACAGCACCUGCUCCCACUGGCCUUGGCGAAGUGAGCAAUCCCGAGCCAGUCUCCGCAGGGAAACCGAAGCUUCGAAUUCCGGAGAGCGACUCUCGCCCGCCGGCGGCAGCUGUGCCUCCAGAUCGCGGCCUCAGUGGCACCUCUCGGCGAAGCCUCUCUUCACCAAGCUGUCCGCACUAGCUGUCCACUCACUCUCCCAUCACAUCACCCUAAUUUAAUGCUCAGCGGGACAUUUCUUUCAGUCUUGUGUGCCUUCUGUGUUUCUUGUCUGUCUCUGGAAUGUCCACUACAGGGGGCAGUGGUCGAUGUUUUGGGGCGCAGUAUGGGGUUCCCGGCGCCUAGGUCCCGGCCGGGCCGGGAUGCAGUAGACCGUCUUCUUUGCUGAAUGACUGAAUACUUGCCCCAUGUAUUGAAGAGCCUGAGCCCCUGGUCUUCCUGGAGGGGCGUGGCUUUUCAGGCCCCGCCCAGGAGGCUGCUCCCACCUCUAACCCGCUCCUCCCCUUCCUCUCCGAGGAGUUGGCCUCGGGCCGUGCGGUGUUUUUCCCUUUGGCCUCCCUAGCUCUUGCUGCAGCUGUUGCAAAAACCCGGAGCAGCGGAACCUCAGAGCGGCGGAGCGGCGCCGUCUCUCGCGGCACCUCCCCGACAGCCCUUGGCGGCCGCGCUGGGCAUGCUCAGUCGACAGGGCCGCUUCAGUUCUUGGAGUAGGAAGCUUGGGCGCUUCGGCUGUAAGGAGCCGCGGCGGGGGGAAAAUGGAUCCCUUUACUAAUGAAGUUUUAUAGCAUUUAAAAAUAUGAAUUGUUGGGAAAAAAAGAAAAUAAAAUAUGAAUUAUUGGAAAGCUGAAGUGAAAAAUAUCUGCUUCAGCUCCCCAGGAAUAUGAUUGAAAACAGCAUGUUUGAGGAAGAACCAGAUGUGGUAGAUUUAGCCAAAGAGCCCUGUUUGCAUCCUCUAGAGCCUGAUGAGGUGGAAUAUGAGCCCCGGGGUUCACGACUGCUGGUGCGGGGUCUUGGUGAGCAUGAGAUGGAUGAGGAUGAAGAGGAUUAUGAGUCAUCUGCGAAACUGCUGGGCAUGUCCUUCAUGAACAGAAGCUCAGGCCUUCGGAACAGUGCAGCUGGCUAUAGGCCGAGCCCAGAUGGGACUUGUUCCGUACCGUCUGCAAGGACCGUGGUGGUCUGUGUUUUUCUUAUUGCGGUUGCUGUUUCUAUAAUCAUGGUGAUUUAUCUACUGCCCAGAUGUACCUUUACCAAAGAAGGCUGCCAUAAAAAAAACCAAUCAAUGAGACUAAUUCAGCCACUUGCGACAAAUGGAAAGGUGUUUCCGUGGGCACAAGUCAGGCUUCCCACCACCAUUAUGCCACUACGCUAUGAACUUAACCUACACCCAAACCUCACCUCGAUGACAUUCAAGGGUUCUGUGACAAUUUCACUUCAGGCUCUUCAGGCCACGUGGAAUAUCGUUCUUCACAGUACAGGCCAUAAUAUUUCGAGAGUGACCUUUAUGUCAGCAGUUUCAAGCCAAGAAAAACAAGUUGAGGUCUUGGAAUACCCAUUUCAUGAACAAAUUGCCAUUGUUGCCCCUGAAACCCUUCUCGAAGGACACAAUUAUACCUUGAAGAUAGAGUAUUCAGCGAAUAUAUCUAGUUCUUACUAUGGGUUUUAUGGAAUCUCCUACACAGAUGAAAGUAAUGAGAAAAAGUACUUUGCAGCAACUCAGUUUGAACCCCUGGCAGCAAGAUCUGCUUUUCCUUGUUUUGAUGAACCAGGAUUUAAAGCCACAUUUAUCAUCAGGAUCAUAAGGGAUGAGCAAUACACUGCUUUAUCAAAUAUGCCUAAGAACUCAUCAGUCAUCAUGGAAGAUGGACUCGUUCAAGAUGAGUUUUCUGAGAGUGUGAAAAUGAGCACUUACCUUGUUGCAUUCAUUGUUGGGGAGAUGAAGAACCUGAGUCAGGAUGUAAAUGGAACCCUGGUUUCUAUAUAUGCUGUACCAGAAAAGAUUGGUCAAGUUCACCAUGCCUUGGAAACAACUGUGAAGCUUCUUGAAUUCUAUCAAAACUACUUUGAAAUUCAAUACCCGCUUAAGAAAUUGGAUUUGGUGGCUAUUCCUGACUUUGAAGCAGGAGCAAUGGAAAAUUGGGGUUUGCUCACCUUCCGAGAAGAAACACUUCUGUAUGACAACAAUACUUCUUCAGUGGCGGACAGAAAACUGGUUACUAAAAUUAUUGCUCAUGAGCUAUCCCAUCAGUGGUUUGGUAAUCUGGUCACAAUGGAGUGGUGGAACGAUCUGUGGCUAAAUGAAGGGUUUGCUACAUUCAUGGAGUAUUUCUCUUUGGAAAAAAUAUUUAAAGAGCUCUCCAGUUAUGAAGAUUUCUUAGAUGCUCGAUUUAAAACCAUGAAGAAAGAUUCCUUGAAUUCAUCUCAUCCAAUAUCAUCAUCAUCUGUUGAAUCUUCAGAACAGAUUGAAGAAAUGUUUGAUUCUCUUUCCUAUUUUAAGGGAGCUUCCCUCUUGUUGAUGCUGAAAACUUACCUCAGUGAAGAUGUAUUUCAACAUGCUAUUGUUUUUUACCUGCAUAAUCAUAGCUAUGCAUCCAUUCGAAGUGAUGAUCUGUGGGAUAGUUUUAAUGAGAUCACAAACAAAACACUAGAUGUAAAAAAAAUGAUGAAAACCUGGACCCUGCAAAAAGGAUUUCCUUUAGUGACUGUUCAGAGAAAAGGAAGGGAGCUUCAUGUGCAACAAGAAAGAUACUUUUUAAAUACGAAGACUGAAAUUCAACCUUCAGAUGCAAGCUAUCUCUGGCAUAUUCCACUAUCCUAUGUCACUGAGGGAAGAAAUUUCUCAAAAUACCCAUUGGUAUAUUUACUGGACAAGAAGUCAGGUGUCAUCAAUCUUACAGAAGAAGUGCAGUGGGUCAAAGUCAAUACGAACAUGAAUGGCUAUUAUGUUGUACACUAUGAAGAUGACGACUGGGAAGCACUAAUCAAACAGCUGAAAGCAAAUCCUUAUGUCCUGAGUGACAAAGACCGAGCCAACCUCAUCAACAACAUCUUUGAGCUUGCAGGCUUAGGCAAGGUAUCUCUUCAGAGGGCUUUUGAUUUGAUUGAUUACCUUGGAAAUGAGACCUAUACCGCACCCAUCACUGAAGCCCUGUUCCAGACCGGCCUCAUCUAUAACCUCCUUGAAAAGCUAGGAUACAUGGAUCUGGCCUCAAGAGUAGUGGCCAGGGUAUUUAAAUUACUUCGAAGCCAAAUCGAACAGCAGACUUGGACUGACGAAGGCCCCCCAUCUGCCCGGGAGCUUCGGUCAGCCUUGCUGGAGUUCGCAUGCGCCCACAGCCUCGAGAACUGCAGCACUGUGGCCAUGAAGCUGUUUGACGAUUGGGUGGCAUCCAAUGGAACUCAAAGCCUACCUACUGAUGUCAUGAGUACUGUGUUCAAGGUUGGAGCAAAAACAGAGAAAGGCUGGUCAUUCCUGUUAAGCAAGUAUGUCUCUAUAGACUCCGAAGCAGAAAAGAAUAAAAUACUUGAAGCUCUUGCCAGCUCAGAGGAUGUACGGAAACUUUACUGGUUAAUGAAAAAUAGCCUCAGUGGCGAUACCAUCCGAACACAAAAGCUGUCUUUCAUCAUUAGAACAGUUGGCCAACACUUCCCUGGACACUUGCUGGCAUGGGAUUUUGUCAAAGAGAACUGGAGCAAGCUUGUCCAGAAGUUUCAUCUGGGGUCCUAUACCAUACAAAGUAUUGUUGCUGGGUCGACGCACCUGUUUUCAACAAAGGCGCAUUUGUCUGAGGUCCAGGCAUUCUUUGAAAAUCAGUCAGAGGCAACCUUUCGGCUUCGCUGUGUCCAGGAGGCUCUGGAAGUCAUCCAGUUGAAUAUCCGUUGGAUGGAGAAGAACCUCAAAACUCUGACAUGGUGGUUGUAGCAUGCACAACUGUGCCCCAUUUUGUUGCCCAUUCAGAGAGCUUGUUAACGUGGGCUCUGCUGCUUUUGCAAAAAGCCAAGGUGAAGUCAGAAUUGCUGCCGAGUCAUUUGCAGUCUUUAGGAGUUCUAGUUCGCUCAGGGCCCGUCUGUGUUUUUCAUCUGUCUUUCUUGAAUUGUCUUUGGGCAGUACAUAGUUAUUUAUUACAAAAUUAUAUUCACCUAUAUGCCAACAUCUACAAAAACAGUGAGCAAUUUUUCUACUUUGAAGAUACACAAAUGGGGGCGGGGGGGGGGGAAACGUCUGUUUUGGUUCUGUUCUGUUUCUCAGUAUCCGGAAAGUACUGACCCAGCGAAACAAGGGAAGAUCUACCGUGGGAGCCGGCCUCUGCGGGCGCUGCUUUGCCAGCCUUGUUGCUGCCUAGUGAUAGAUGAUAGAUGUUCCUUGAGUGUGGUACAGAACAUAGCUUCAAAAACUAUGGUAACGAAGUCUGCAAAUCCUAAAACUGUUAGAAAACUGAUCUCAGGUGUGCAGAUCUACUUUGGUUUGAGGUUUUGAUUAAUCUUUUAUUUUCUGAAACAAAGUUUUAAAUAAGAUCUAUAGCUUCUAUUUUUUUUUCUUCUGCAGAACAGCCAGGUGCUACAGAAUUUUUAAAUUUUUGUUGUUCUGAAAAGCUAAGUAACAAGGAUAAGAGAUUACAUUUUCCAGAUAUCUAGUACUUAUUUUUUCAUCUUUUAGGAAAAUGUUUCAAACUGAGCUAGCUUUAAUUAUAAUUAUUUUAUUUAUGAAUUCCAAUAUUCUCCCAAUCUGUACACCUUUAUCAUUCCCUGCCAUAGAUAUACCUUGUGUUAUAGAAGAAUAUGUCUACAUGUGUGGCGAGCAUUUUGUUAGUACUGUUGUCUUUUAUCAUGACUUUAUCACUGUUACUAAAAAUAAAAUUAGUUUAGGUUGCCUUUGAUGUUACCUGAUCAUAGACACUUGCCCUGUCAGUCAUACUCCUGUGUAGAUUUUCAUGUUAUAUGGUAGCAUAUAUUAGAAGCAUAUUUUAAAAUAGGGCCUUUGUGAAAUUGAACAUUUUUAUUUGAAGUUCACCAUAGUACCUUAAAGGAAUAAAGAGAAUAUGGGAUAGGAGUAACUUGAUUCAGAUUUAAUAUGGUGGGCUUUGAAUUUUUUCUACUAUCAAAACAGUACUUUUCUUUAGUUGAAAAAUCAGUGGGUUUUAUUUGUUUUGUUUUAUUUUGUUUCUAUCAUGGCCAAACUAACUGAUUAAAAGGAAUGGCCAAGGAAAGAAAGAAAGGGAAGAUUUCUGAAAUCGUAUGGCAUUUUCACUCCUUGUAAAGGAGAAAUACUGUACUUGAAUUUUUCGAGCUAUGCAGACUUAAUACCUAGAUUGUUGAGUUUCUCUGAUUCUUAGGGGAAAAGCUUUCUUCCUAAUAAUUUUUGAGUACUUAAUAUUUUGUUUGAAAACAUCUUCUGUGUACAUAAAAAGGGUAGAUACCCAUUUGUGAGCACUUAAAACACUCCAGAGAAUCAAUGGGAAAGUUAGCAGGUAUACAGUGAAAAUAUGUGGGAUUGUGUAUAAAAUUAUAUUUUAUUUUAUGAAAAUAUUUUUAUAUACCAAAAUUUAAAAUGCUGGCAAGCUAAAAGGUAGCUUUCUUUAAUCCUAGUGUGUUUUUCCCCAAGUUAGUCUUUUCUAAACAUUUACCUCUGGUUCAGAGUACAAAAUAUUAUAUCCUGAGAAUUGCAGAAUCCUCUAAAGAUGUGUUAUGGAAACUGGGGUGAUUGUAGGUCUUUAUUCCUCUUGUGCUCAGCAGACGAAUAAUAGUUUAGUUGAUAUUGGAAGUUAGUGUGUUUUUAUAUUUUUAGAGUGGGGAAAAUACUAAACUUUUGAGGGGUUUUUUGGUUGCUGGUUUUUUACCAUGUUAUAUUACUGAAUUCCACUUUGAUACAGAGUUUAAAUUUUGCUACUUCUCAACAUUAGUUAAGAUUCUUCAGUUAUACCUGCCCAUCUUUCCAUUGCUCCUGUAAUGUGUGUUAACUCUGCAUAUGGCAAAUCUUAUCUUGAAUUAUAUCAUUUUUCCUGAGUGUGUGUAUAUGUGUGUGUGGGCAGAGGGUAAUGUUUAAGUAAUCCUUAUCAAAACAUGGGCUAAAAGAAGAGCUGCCUUGUAA
Molecule: messenger RNA, 6614 nt
Organism: Mustela lutreola (European mink)
Lineage: Eukaryota; Metazoa; Chordata; Mammalia; Carnivora; Mustelidae
Gene: LNPEP
Product: leucyl and cystinyl aminopeptidase
Exons: 19
Coding region: 1410-4448 (1012 amino acids)
Biological process (GO): peptide catabolic process; proteolysis
Cellular component (GO): cytoplasm
Molecular function (GO): metalloaminopeptidase activity; zinc ion binding; peptide binding
Source: RefSeq, a predicted model, not a curated record